AUGAAAGAGAUCAUUGAGACGGCGCUUCGUGCAGGCUGCAAUGUGGAUGGACCGAAGCUGAUGGACGACUUCGCUCUUAAAGCUACCCACUUCAAGCAAGGGGGCGCGUUCGAAGACGUGUUAAGAAGCCUACGACAGUUCUCGUACGUCACUUUGCAAGACACCGAAGAUGGUCUGCAUACUAUCUGGAUGCAGCAGCACUGGAUGGUCAUAUCGGAGAUCCUUCAACACGCGGCGAGCUUGCAGGAGUUCGACCUCACUCUGAGCAAUUUGAGUGCAGAGGUGCACCUCGGCUCUGCACUUGCCGACUUGUGCACAACAGUCUUCACGACAGCCGAAGUACCUUGCUUGCGCACACUAUGCCUCUGCUGGAAAACCUUUUCUGUACUAGGAGAAGGCGACGUCUGGGCCGAAUUGGUGAAGUUGCUGAGUUCGAUGCCCUGCCUGGCGAAUGUUUGUCUGAGGAACCUAUUCAAGCGGCCGAGAGGCGCGACGCCCGCACAGGUUUUAAAUGAGCUGAAGAACGUGCGAUUCAUGGUGACUGGGGAGAAGGAACGACAGCAGCUUACAGAGAUGGAACGCCGCGAGACGGUUGAUGUCCAUCCUUUCCUCGAGAGAGCCAUUGAGUGCGGGCUUCAGUACGAGAGCUGGAGGUAG
Messenger RNA from Fulvia fulva, 657 nucleotides. RefSeq lists its product as uncharacterized. The coding region runs from base 1 to 657 and encodes 218 amino acids. Lineage: Eukaryota; Fungi; Ascomycota; Dothideomycetes; Mycosphaerellales; Mycosphaerellaceae. The record is from RefSeq and is a predicted model, not a curated record. The transcript has 2 exons.